Molecule: messenger RNA, 2176 nt
Organism: Megachile rotundata (alfalfa leafcutting bee)
Lineage: Eukaryota; Metazoa; Arthropoda; Insecta; Hymenoptera; Megachilidae
Gene: Mccc2
Product: methylcrotonyl-CoA carboxylase subunit 2
Biological process (GO): L-leucine catabolic process
Cellular component (GO): mitochondrion; methylcrotonoyl-CoA carboxylase complex
Molecular function (GO): methylcrotonoyl-CoA carboxylase activity
Source: RefSeq, a predicted model, not a curated record
UAGAUAAAAUUUUAUUAGCUAAUAUUUCAUAGUUUACUGAAAGGAUCAACACGAAUUUCCUAUUAAAUUUUUUAUAAACGGCAUAAAGAAAAUUGAAUGGUGGUGCCGCCUAACGGCUCAAUGAGUGAAAUACAAAUCGAAUGCUAUUCACGGAGCGAUGAAUGAUUCACUGAGAUGGCACUGCAAUACGAUCCUAAAAAAAAACAUUUAAUGAUAUUGUUGUGAACUGCAAUGUGGCAUGUGCUCAAAUUGUUGUGAGUAAAGUAAUACAAAGUAGAAAGUUCAAUUAAAAUACCAUUAAUAAACAUGCUACGAAAGGGUAACUUUUUAACGAGACACUUGCGCUACGGCCUAAGAACGUUUCAUGAUGAAGGUAUCGUUAUCGGCUGUACGCAAGAUACUAAUUCACCAGAAUAUCAGGAAAAUUACAUUCAGAUGAAAGCUGUGGUAGACACGUUUAAAGAGGUAGUGGGAAAAAUCGUAGAAGGCGGAGGACAUAAGGCAAAAGAGAGACACACGAAGAAAGGAAAGCUAUUACCACGAGAUCGAAUCAACAAGCUCCUCGACCCAACAUCUCCCUUCCUGGAAUUCUCCCAGUUAGCAGGUUACGAAAUGUACGGCAAAGAGGAUGUACCGGCCGGAGGAAUUAUUACCGGUAUCGGUAGAGUCGAAGGAACCGAAUGCGUGAUAAUUGCGAACGAUGCGACCGUAAAAGGUGGCUCUUACUAUCCAAUUACGAUAAAAAAGCAUCUGAGAGCGCAGGAAAUCGCUGAAGAGAAUGAGUUACCGUGCGUGUAUCUGGUAGACAGCGGUGGCGCAAAUUUACCUAGGCAAACAGACGUAUUUCCGGACAAAAUGCAUUUCGGUAGAGCAUUUUACAACCAAGCAAACAUGAGCGCGAAGGGUAUCGCUCAGAUCGCGGUGGUCAUGGGGAGCUGCACGGCAGGAGGGGCAUAUGUGCCUGCAAUGGCGGACGAAAACGUGAUCGUGGAGAAUCAGGGUACCAUCUUCUUGGCUGGACCACCUCUGGUGAAAGCUUCGACGGGUGAGGAUGUUACCGCGGAAGAGUUAGGUGGUGCGGCGCUGCACUGUCGGAAGUCCGGUGUUACCGAUCAUCAGGCUGUAGACGAUAACCAUGCUCUGUAUCUGACUCGGCAAAUUAUCAAGGACUUGAACAGACAGAGACCUAUGCAUGUCAAUGUGAAGAAGGAGAUCGAAAUACCCGUACACGCUGUCGAUGAAAUUUACGGUAUCGUUGGUACCAAUCUGAAGCGACCUUACGACGUGAGGGAAGUCAUCGCGAGGAUCGUGGAUGGCUCCAAGUUCCGCGAAUUCAGAGCUCAGUACGGAGAAACUUUGGUUACAGGAUUCGCAAGAAUUUACGGCUACCCCGUGGGAAUAAUCGCGAAUAACGGUGUAUUGUUCUCCGAGAGCGCGUUGAAGGGUGCGCAUUUCGUGCAACUUUGCGCUCAGAGGAAAAUACCGCUUAUUUUCUUGCAGAACAUUACGGGCUUCAUGGUGGGCAAGGAGGCUGAAGCUGGGGGAAUCGCUAAAAACGGAGCAAAAAUGGUGAACGCUGUAGCAUGUGCCAAAGUACCGAAAAUUACGGUGAUGAUCGGUGGCUCGUACGGAGCUGGAAAUUACGGUAUGUGUGGACGAGCUUACUCUCCGAGAUUUCUCUAUUCGUGGCCUAAUGCCAGAAUAUCUGUGAUGGGAGGGGAACAAGCUGCUGGCGUGAUGACACAAAUUACCAAAGAUCAGCGUGCCCGGGAAAAGAAACAGUACACCGCGGAAGAGGAGCAGCAGACGAGAAAGACGAUCAUCGAGCAAUUUGAGAAGGAAAGCAAUCCCUACUAUUCUAGUGCCAGACUAUGGGACGAUGGCGUGAUCGAUCCAGUUGAUACCAGAGUGGUACUCGGUCUGAGUUUAUCCGCGGCAUUGAACGCACCUAUACCAGAGAGCACGUUUGGAGUGUUUAGAAUGUAAAGCACUUUCAGCGGCGCGGUCAAUAAUCUCCAGCGAUGAAAGUAUAAUCAGACUCUUCUGAUUCGUUAUUCUCUAUUACCGUUUCUUAUCGAAAGUUCAUAUGCAUAUAUGUACAUAUAUAUAUUUUUUAUACGGGAUUGUCGUGUAUAUAUGAUGAUUAAACAUUCCAAAUGCACGUAUAUCGUGUACA